AGGGUCUGAAUGCUGACAACAUUAGACAAGCUUCAGAGCAGCUGAAGAGCCGCUGGAUUGAGUUCUGUCAGUUGCUGAGCGAAAGAUUGGCAUGGCUGGAGUACCAAAAUAACAUCAUUGACUUCUACUCCCAGCUGCAGCAACUGGAGCAGACAGCAAUUACUGCAGAAAACUGGCUGAAAGCACAACCCACACCAGCAACAGAUCCUGCCACAGUAAAAACGCAGCUGGAAAAAUGCAAGGAUGAAAUCAUCCGAAUGUCAACCCUUCAGCCUCAAAUUGAACGGCUAAAGGCUCAAAGCCAAGAGCUCAAAGAGAAAGAACAAGGGCCGGUGUUUCUGGAUGCUGACCUUGCUGCUUUUACCAGCCAUUUCAAACAAAUACUUGCUGACAUGCAGGCCAGAGAAAAGCAGCUACAGACCAUUUUUGACAGUUUGCCUCCUGCACACUACAAAGAGACAAUGAGCACUAUACUUGUGUGGAUUCAGCAGUCAGAAACUAAACUCUCCGUGCCUCAGGUUGUGGUUGCUGAAUAUGACAUCAUGGAGCAGAGACUCAGGGAGUUCAAGGCUCUACAAAGUUCUCUGCAAGAGCAGCAAAAAGGCCUGAACUAUCUCAGCACGACUGUGGAAGACAUGUCCAGGAAAGCCCCUGCAGAAGUCAGCCAAAGAUAUCAGUCAGAGAUUGAGGUGGUCCUUGGCCGCUGGAAGAAAUUAUCAGCGCAGCUGGUGGAACAUUGCCAGAAACUUGAGGAGCUUAUGACCAAACUCCAGAGAUUUCAGAAUGACACUAAAACACUGAAGAAGUGGAUGGCUGAAGUGGAUGUUUUUCUGAAGGAAGAGUGGCCUGCCCUUGGCGAUUCAGAAGCACUGGAAAAGCAACUUGAGCAAUGUACAGCUUUAGUAAAUGAUAUCCAGACAAUCCAGCCCAGUUUGAACAGUGUUAAUGAGGUUGGGAAGAAAAUGAAGAGUGAAGCAGAGCCAGAAUUUGCUUCCAGAAUAGAGACAGAACUAAAGGAGCUCAAUGUUCAAUGGGAACACAUUUGCCAACAGGCCUAUGCUAAGAAGGCAGCAUUAAAGGGUGGUUUGGAUAAGACUGUGAGUCUCAGAAAAGAUUUGUCAGAGAUGCAUGAAUGGAUAACACAAGCUGAGGAAGAAUAUCUGGAAAGAGAUUUUGAGUAUAAAACACCUGAUGAAUUACAGAAAGCUGUUGAGGAACUGAAGAGCAAGGAGGAAGCCAUGCAGAAAGAAGUAAAAGUGAAGCUUAUUACUGAUUCUGUGAAUAAUUUUAUAGCAAAGGCUCCACCUGCAGCUCAUGAGGCCUUGAGAAAGGAACUUGAUGUUCUAAUUACCAGCUACCAGCAACUCUGCAGCAGACUGAAUGGAAAGUGCAAAACUUUGGAGGAGGUAUGGGCAUGUUGGCAUGAAUUAUUGUCAUAUUUAGAUGCAGAAAAUAAAUGGUUGAAUGAGAUUGAACUGAAACUCAAGGCAACUGAAAAUAUCCAAGGAGGUGCAGAAGAGAUUUCUGAGUCUCUAGAUUCUUUGGAACGUUUAAUGAGACAUCCAGAAGAUAGUCGCAAUCAGAUUCGGGAGCUGGCUCAGACUUUAACUGAUGGUGGAAUUUUGGAUGAAUUGAUCAAUGAGAAACUUGAGAAGUUCAAUACUCGAUGGGAGGAACUUCAGAAGACUGAUUCACUUACAGGUCUGUAUAUUGGAUCUAAAAAACACUGUUGCCUGAAGAAGUUCAAGGCCGUGAGAAGACAAAAGAGUCUUGAACAGAGUAUUCAGUCUGCCCAGGAGACUGACAAAACCCUCCGCUUAAUCCAAGAGUCUCUCGGUGUUAUUGACAAACAGCUGGCAGCCUACAUUGCAGACAGAGUUGAUGCAGCACAGGUCCCUCAGGAAGCGCAGAAAAUACAAUCUGAAUUAACAAGCCAUGAGAUUAGUUUGGAAGAAAUGAAGAAACGAAACAGGGGUAAAGAUGCUGCCAAAAGAGUGCUUUCCCAAAUUGAUGUGGCACAGAAAAAGCUGCAGGAUGUCUCCACAAAGUUUCGCUUGUUUCAGAAGCCAGCCAACUUCGAACAGCGCCUACAAGAAUGUAAAAGAAUUUUAGAUGAAGUGAAGUUGCAGGUGCCCAAGCUGGAGAUGAAGAGUGUUGAGCAGGAAGUAGUACAAUCGCAGUUGGAUCAUUGCAUG
Messenger RNA from Balearica regulorum gibbericeps (East African grey crowned-crane), 2195 nucleotides. The record is from RefSeq and is a predicted model, not a curated record. NCBI's taxonomy places the organism in Eukaryota, Metazoa, Chordata, Aves, Gruiformes, Gruidae.